CCCCCCCCCCUUCUCCCGUGCUUCUCCUGUCCGCGCAGCCCUUUAUUGUGCCCCCGCUCGCCUUCCGCCUCCCACCACCACCACCACCUACCCACCCACCGAACACCAGCCCCCAUCUUCCUGACUUGCCUCCUCAGCCAUUUCCUUGCCCCACCUUCCGCCAUGUCCCAGCCUGAGACCGUUAGUGCCACCGCCGCGGCCCGUGUGGCCGACCAGACUAUUGUCCCCAGCACUGAGGGGCUGGUGACCAUCUGGAACCGCUGCAUCUACCGGCUAGCUACGCAGCCACUGUACGGCAUGGCCUUCGGCUUUGCUGCGUCCCUGGCCUUCUUCCGCAGCUCUCGCGCCCCGGUCAUCUUUGGCACCGGUGUCGGGCUCGGCCAUGCGAUCCACGCCUGCACGGAUGAUUUGCGUUUCGUGGCCACGCGCCCGGUGGCCGAGGUGGCCGCGCAGAAUGCCGCCGAGACUGCUCGUGAGGUCCUCAUCCCACAGGCGCGCGCGACUUUUGCCUUCCUCCGGGAGCAGCUCGAUAAGAUGCAGGCCCAGGCGGCCGCACGCUCGGCCGCUGCUGCUGAGGCCGCCACCGCCGCUGCCGCUCCCACUGAGGUCCCCUCUGUGGCCGCCGCCAUCAACGCCACCGAGCAGGCCACCGAGCCGGUGGUCGCCCUGUUCACCGAGUCGGCCAACUCGGAGGCCGUCCCAGUUGAGGAGGCUGUCAGCACCUAUGAGGUUGUGGUUGAGGCCCCGGCCGAUGCUGCCUCGGACAGCGCGUAAGCUAGACUGGAAAGUGCUUGUGCGCGGCCCCUUCAUUUGCCUUCUUUCCGGCCCCACAAACACACACACACACGCACGUACGCGCGCGCGCGCGCGCG
Fonticula alba is the source of this 872-nucleotide messenger RNA. RefSeq lists its product as hypothetical. Gene Ontology annotation, cellular component: mitochondrion; mitochondrial inner membrane; MICOS complex. The record is from RefSeq and is a predicted model, not a curated record. The coding region runs from base 163 to 774 and encodes 203 amino acids. NCBI's taxonomy places the organism in Eukaryota, Rotosphaerida, Fonticulaceae. The transcript has 2 exons.